Molecule: messenger RNA, 725 nt
Organism: Pangasianodon hypophthalmus (striped catfish)
Lineage: Eukaryota; Metazoa; Chordata; Actinopteri; Siluriformes; Pangasiidae
Product: cytochrome c oxidase assembly factor 5
Exons: 3
Coding region: 119-346 (75 amino acids)
Biological process (GO): mitochondrial respiratory chain complex IV assembly
Cellular component (GO): mitochondrion
Source: RefSeq, a predicted model, not a curated record
UUCGCCCCAAGUGCUGCUGGGAAAACAUGGCCGCUCUCAUAACAGUCGCAUAUACGUAGCUUCGCUAUAGGUUAUUACAGUUUAAUGUUCAAAUAAGGUCGAAUGUAGACUGAACACAAUGCCUCAAUACUACGAAGAUAAAGAGGAGGAUGCUCGCGCUUGUGCUGGAAUCAGAGAAGAUUUUAAAGCCUGUCUCCUUCAGCAUGACUGCGUUGUAAAGGAAGGUAAAAAGCCCAGUGAGUGUCUGAAGGAGGGACACUGCAGAGGCCUGCAGGUUUCUUUCUUUGAAUGUAAAAGGUCAAUGCUGGACACAAGAUCUCGGUUCAGAGGCAGAAAAGGCUACUAACGGGACCCUGAUUUUCAAGACUUUUACAAGGUGUCAGGAGCAGGAGAUGAGAUCUCAGCUAAAUGACAUUGUAAUUUCACUUUAAAUAUGAGCUUUAUUUGACAUUAUUUAAGGCACUGGGCUACUGAAGGUUGUGAAUUCAAAUCCCAGCAUUCCAAGGUACCACUGUUGGGUCCUUGAGCAACAAGUUGUUUCCUGUCUCAGUUGUAAGUCACUUUGGAUAAAAGCAUCAGCCAAACAAGAAAUGUGAAUGUGUUGAUUUACUCUAAGUUACUCCAAGUAGCACUUAAAGGUUCACACCAAGAUGUAAGCUCAUAAUUGUGUUGUGACACACAAUGGCUUGAGGGUUGUGUGAAUAAAAUUCAAUUUGUUUGUUAGU